Molecule: messenger RNA, 1488 nt
Organism: Physcomitrium patens
Lineage: Eukaryota; Viridiplantae; Streptophyta; Bryopsida; Funariales; Funariaceae
Product: copper chaperone for superoxide dismutase, chloroplastic/cytosolic
Biological process (GO): superoxide metabolic process
Molecular function (GO): copper ion binding
Source: RefSeq, a predicted model, not a curated record
AUUACAAGUUUGUAUAUCCUACAAGUGAAUGUCUCCGCCGGUGUGAGAACUUGCAAGCAGAGGGAGCAUUCCAUUUAGUCACUUACGGACACAAGUCAGGAGCAGUUUUGAGCAGAAUAGAGAAUUACAAACUCUUUCGAACUUGUUUGUUGCAGAAUGCUGGCAUUUCUUUGAAAUCUGUUGUGUUUCAGCUGGCCGCUCCAGCUUAGAGUGGCGCCAAAAAUCCGCUGUGUGCGAUUUUGAUGCAGACACAUUCGAGAGAGAUAAGUUUUGUGCCUACAGUGUUGUAUUUAUAGUUUAAGCAGCAAGAUUACAUGGCAGUUCUGCGUGCUAAAGGGAUGCCGACUCUUCUCCCUGCUGUAGAGGUUGCAGCUUCGGCUGCCGCACCUUCGAUAAAAUCCUUCAAUUCGUCGCAUAGGUCUUCUUUACUGCGGUCGAUUGUAUCGCCACAGAAUAGCGCGCGCGUAUUUAAGCAUCGCUUUCUAAGGUCCUCGCAAUUGUUGCAAGGCUCACUUCUGGCUUAUCCCAUGGCUGCUGGAGUGCCGAUGCUAGUGGUCGAUGCGACAUCUCCAGAAGUCUCUCAGAUGGCUUCAGGAGAGGACAAAAAUGGGGGAGAAGUUAAGGCGCAACUACCUGACUUGAUGACAGAGUUCAUGGUGGACAUGAAAUGUGACGGAUGCGUCAAGUCAGUGCGCACUAAGUUAGAACCCCUUGCUGGUGUGAAGUCCGUGGACAUCAAUCUUGAAAACCAAAUAGUGAGAGUUUUGGGCUCAACCACAGUGAAGGACCUUACAGCAGCUUUAGCAGAAUCUGGACGCAAAGCCAGGCUUAUUGGACAAGGGCUCCCAGAGAACUUCAGUGUUUCAGCUGCCGUAGCCGAAUUCAAGGGGCCUCAGAUUCACGGAGUCGUUAGAUUCGCGCAAGUGAGUAUGGAGCAGUUGCGUGUUGAAGCGUCCUUCAGUGGUCUUCCUCAAAGUACCAUCGGCUGGUCUAUAAACGAGUAUGGAGAUCUCACACGUGGCGCUGCUAGCACCGGUCAGAUCUUUAGCGGCUCAACGGAGCCAACAGCAGCUGAUGGCAUUCCAGGUGACUUGGGGGUUUUGGAGGUGAACAACGAAGGGAAAGCUGAAUUUUCUGGUACUAAAGAGAAUCUACAGGUAAUGGAUUUAAUUGGCCGUGCUCUAGUAGUGUAUGGAGAUAUUGAUAAAUCGAAAUCAGGUAUUAGUGCUGCAGUCAUAGCAAGAAGCGCUGGUGUUGGUGAGAAUUACAAGAAGCUCUGCCUAUGCGAUGGCACUAUCAUUUGGGAAUCAACCAACAGUGAUUUUGUUAAAGUGUAGGUUGUAUAGCAUGAGUUCUGUAGAAACAUGAUGGGAUGGAGUGUAACUUGGAAAAGCAUAUUGAAAUCUAUCUGGUUGUGACUUUUCAUGUCGGAUGAAAUAUUGGCAAAAAUAAAAGGGGGUGCCUAGGAUUUCCCUCUUACUCACCUGA